Molecule: messenger RNA, 2120 nt
Organism: Trichoderma atroviride IMI 206040
Lineage: Eukaryota; Fungi; Ascomycota; Sordariomycetes; Hypocreales; Hypocreaceae
Biological process (GO): microtubule-based movement; microtubule cytoskeleton organization
Cellular component (GO): meiotic spindle pole body; cytoplasmic dynein complex
Molecular function (GO): dynein heavy chain binding
Source: RefSeq, a predicted model, not a curated record
CCUCGGCUACCAAACCACGCGCUGAGUACGGACGAGUACGCAUAUGCUGUGAUUCAGCGACCUCUCAUAUUUCUUCUUGCAAGCAUUCUGGUUUAGCGAAGCUACCAUCUCCGAGGUGCGGGGGCCGUGACCAUGGCGAACAGGAUAUCAACAUAUACGAUGACAUCAAGGGACGGCGACAGUCAAAAUGGCGAGCCAAAGAGGAAUUUAUGGACGUCCAUGCUAGAAUCAGUUGCCAGCGGCAAGCGAUUACCAGAAAAGAACCUUUUAGUCAUGGGAGGCACUCCGGAAUCGCAGCGAGAGUUCUUGGAGUCUCUGUCCGGAUCCGAGCCGAAGCGCAACUUUGACCGACAAAAGAUUCCGCCGAUUGCGAACAAUUAUGCUUUGGGUUAUACGUACUAUGAUGUUCUCGACGCAGAUCAGGAUGAUACACUUGCUCGAGUUUCUCUCUACCUUCUUUCGCAGCCGUCGGGCGAAUUCGCUUCGCUCGUUGCCCCCUUGCUCACGCCCGAAACGAUACCAAAUACUGCGCUGGUAAUACUGCUGGAUUGGUCGCAACCGCAUCUGUGGCUUCGUCAAAUCUGGACCUGGCUGCAAGUAUUCCAAGAGGUCUUGGAACACCUGAGUAGAGAUGUGCAGACCGAAAUGGAAGAUGUCAUGAACGCAUGGAAAGAGAGGGGCAGAGGAAGCUCUUCGGUCAACCUGGACGGUACUCCCUCCGCCACCGUCGCAAACGGCGACAGCGAUGGCUCACUACCGCUUGGUCCGGGCGAGUGGACUGAGCCUCUUGGCUUGCCCUUAUGCGUUGUGUGUCAGAAUUCACAAAAGAUUGAUUUUCUAGAAAAGAGCAAGGGGUGGAAGGAACCGGACUUUGACGCAGUGCUACAGAAUCUACGAACAGUCUUAUUGCGACAUGGUGCUUCUCUCAUUUACACUUCACAGAGCACGACCUCUCAGCUGCCUAUUCUUAUCCACUCCACCCUCGGCAUUACAUCUCUCCUAAAGCGACAGCCCCUGAAACACAAUGUAAUUGACCGAGAUAAGAUUGUCGUCCCGCCGAACUGGGACUCAUGGGGCAAGAUUAGAGUUCUUGGCGGCUCAUUUGAUACAGAAAAGGUAUCUCAAUACUGGUCUGAGGAUAUCAAGCUACCUCUUGGGGCCGCUCCCCCAAGCAUGGCAUUCCCUGAUCCCGAAGACGACGACGAGAACGGUUCAAACCAGCUCCCUCAAAUCGAGAGCGCCAUUGCCCUCUACGAAGAGUGGUGCAGAGAUCCGAAUAGUGGAGGACUCGCCGUCGUAGAGAGCGCAAUGAACGACGGCUCAGAAAUAGCGAUUGAAAGCGAGGAUACGCAGGAAUUCCUUGAACGGCAACUAAAGAUUUUGGAUGCGUACAAGUCAAAGGCACCCGAAAAGGCUACGGAUAGCCCUCUCUCCAGCUCAACGAGGAAACUAGAGUUCAAUGACGAGAAGACUGUGAAUGAGCAUAUCGGUCCGGUGCAAUUCAACAUGGGUGGUAUUCAGGUCGAUGCUGACGAUAUGCUGCAACGCCUUAAGGACCGCAACGCACACAUCGCAACUGACUCUCCUUCAGCUGAACCAGAAGCUGCCGUUGGCAACAUAGCCAAGGAUUUCGACAACGAGCAGCUUCACGAUUUCUUUUCGGGGUUGAUGAACAGGACAGCCGGGGAUCGGUCAUGACGGAGAUUCUUCAAACUUUUUUGCUCCCUCCAGUUUGGUUUAGUUUUUUAAUGAUCAUCUUCAAAGCUUUGGCGGGUUAAAAAGAAAUCAUCUUUUCUUGUCUUGUUUUUUUCUGAUUAAGCGGCAAGUUCCACGAGCGAGCAUUUGGACACGAGCACACACACAUACACGUAACAAAAAAGAUGGAGGGCAAUUGUCUUUUUCUGUAUGUAGAUUCAACUCUCAUGAUGAUGAAUUUUAUUAGGAGGGGGGAAUGGAAAGUUGGGCUUUGGAAAAACAAGAGAAAUGAUUUGGUCAAAGGGAGGAAGGGUAUUAGGUAGGUAGGUAAUAAGGUAGGUUGGGCGUGGUGGGGAAGAGGCAUACAUACAAUUUCGUAGAAUAGAUACCCUUGACGAUGAGGAACAACAAAAGAACUUUUUCAA